Papaver somniferum (opium poppy) is the source of this 765-nucleotide messenger RNA. RefSeq names its product F-box/kelch-repeat protein At3g23880-like. NCBI's taxonomy places the organism in Eukaryota, Viridiplantae, Streptophyta, Magnoliopsida, Ranunculales, Papaveraceae. The record is from RefSeq and is a predicted model, not a curated record. The coding region runs from base 1 to 765 and encodes 254 amino acids. The transcript is spliced from 2 exons.
AUGACUUAUGAAGGGACUAGGAUUUUGAGUACUUGUAAUGGUUUAAUUUUUGCUAGCAGUCCUGAUGUUUAUGGUGGUAUAUACAUUUGGAAUCCAGUUACAAAAGAGCAUAAGUUUAUAAAACCAGUUAUGUCAGGGUUUAGAUAUGUUUGUGAAAUUGGGUGGGGGUUUGGUUAUGAUUGCGGAAUUCAGGAUUACAAGGUUGUAUCAAUUGUUCAUUAUAAGAAUUCUCCUUCAAAUUAUUCGCAUGUUGAGGUUUAUACAUUAGGUUUAAAUUCAUGGAGAACGAGUUUGUGCAUUCCGUAUAGACUUGCUAGAGGAGGACCUGCUGGGGUGUUUUCCAAUGGAGCUCUUCAUUGGUUAACCCAAUCAUGUUCAGGUACCAAAUUACAAGUUUUACUUUCGUUUGAUGUGAAAGAUGAGGAUUAUGGAGUGAGACAGUCAUGGACUACAUUGUUCAAGAUCGACCAGCUAAUGACAGUUGAUAUUCCAUCUUUUCACUACUUAAGGAGGACUGUACUUCUGAGAAAUGGUGAGAUCCUAUUAGAGAUUCAAUUGGAUGCAGGGGGUGACACUUUGUUUGUAGUAUAUGACGCGAAGCGGGAGAGAGCUAGGAUUGUAAAGAUCUUGAAGAAAGAAAACGAAAGACUUCAGAACCACAGUCUUAGAGAUGAUUCAAGACCAUUUUAUGAGAUGGACAGUUAUGUGCAGAGCCUAGUCUCGGUAAAUUCAGGUUCUUAUCUUCAGGAUCGUAAUAAAAUGUAG